Molecule: messenger RNA, 2453 nt
Organism: Trichobilharzia szidati
Lineage: Eukaryota; Metazoa; Platyhelminthes; Trematoda; Strigeidida; Schistosomatidae
Source: the annotation of a GenBank genome assembly
GACUAAUUGACCUUAAUUAACGAUCAAAACAAAAAUCCACCCAUCUUUUAAAUACAUUUAUUGGGCGCGCAUUCUGUUGGGUCGCACGCUGUGUCUAAGCAACUGUUUUGAUACGUUAUAUUCUGUCACCCAGUAUCUGUCAUCAAAAUGGCUCUCCACAUUCCUAAAGCUCCGGGUUUCAUGUCAAUGCUGAAAGAAGGUGCUAGGUACUUCGAAGGCUUAGAAGAAGCGGUGUAUCGUAACAUUGAAGCGUGUUUGGCGCUCACGAAGUCAAUACGGUCUACUUAUGGACCUUCUGGGCAGAACAAAAUCGUUAUAAAUCACAUUGGUCGCCUGUUUGUAACGAAUGAUGCUGCUACAAUCCUCAAGGAACUUGAAGUCGCCCACCCAGCCGCGAAAAUACUCGUUAUGGCAUCUCAACAACAAGAACAAGAGGCUGGUGAUGGUACAAAUAUUGUAUUUCAGCUUGCCGGCGCUCUACUAGAACAGGCUAGGGAUCUUCUACGAAUGGGCCUCUCAGUAGCACAAGUAACAAGUGGCUAUGAAAUGGGGUGCAAAAAGGCCUUGGAAAUACUUAAUGAACUUGUGGUUGAGAAUCUGAAUGACUUGCGAAGUUUCAAAGAUGUACGUCGUGUGAUUAAAUCUGUUGUGAUGAGUAAACAAGUCGACCUAGCUGAUUUCCUCUCGGAUCUGAUAACACACGCAUGUAUUGAAACUUUGCCACAGAAGUCACAUUUCAACGUUGAUAAUAUUCGGAUUUUGAAAAUAUUGGGUUCUGGUGUUGGUCAUUCAAAGAUGAUAAAAGGUAUGGUGUUUCGUCGAGAAACCGAAGGGGAAGUUAAGGAAGUCCGUGAUGGCAAAGUCGCUAUUUUCUCUUGUCCCGUUGAUGCACUUCAAACAGAAACCAAGGGUACAGUCCUGCUUACGUCUGCUGACGAACUCACUCAGUUCAGUAAAGGUGAAGAGAAUUCGAUGGAAAAGCACAUGCGUUCUCUUUCGGAUGCUGGUGUGAAAGUUAUUGUCAGUGGAGGGAAAGUGGGAGAACUGGCAUUACAUUACGCUAACAAGUUGGGCAUGAUGGUGGUAAAGUUGAGCAGCAAGUUCGACGUUCGACGUCUCUGCCGAGCAACUGGAGCUGCGGCUCUCCCACAGUUGACUACUCCCACACCUGAGGAGUUGGGCCAUGUUAAUCAUGUGUAUACGGAAGAAAUAGCAGACGCCAGUGUAGUUAUAUUUGAACAAGAUAAACAUGAAGGAACUAUAGUCACUUUGGUAAUUCGUGGAAGCACAGAAAAUAUCAUGGAUGAUGUAGAGCGUGCUAUUGAUGAUGGUAUCAAUACAUACAAGUGUCUUACACGUUGUCCAAAAUUGGUUGCAGGCGCUGGAGCCGUGGAGAUAGAGUUAGCUCGCCGCUUGGCGUCAUACGCCGAUACUGUGCCUGGUCUGGAACAAUAUGCAAUCAGAGAAUUCGCACGCGCUUUUGAAGUUACCAUCAAAGUACUGGCCGAAAAUGCCGGCAAAAAGGUUACUGAAGUGGUUGCCGUCCUGUAUGCAAAACACGAAUCUGGGCAAAUUCAUACCGGUUUAGUGACUCAACCAAACGGUGAAGUUUCCGUUAGUGAUGCUGUUAAAUCUGAAGUUUUGGAUAUUCAUCUUUUGAAACACUGGGCUAUACGUUUUGCUACAAAUGCUGCUGUUACCAUAUUACGAGUGGAUCAAAUUAUCAUGGCACGUCCAGCUGGUGGACCUAAACCUCGUGAUCCUAAAGCCGCAGAUGAAGACUGAUGAAUAUUAACACCUAAGUUGUGAAAUGGCUUUGCUUGACCAACUGUUCGAUUGUAUUGUUAUGUAUCUUUGAAAAUAAAUCAUUAUAACCUACUCGUUUGUUUUCAUUUUCAUGAACUCUUGAGGUACUUACGUUGAUUUGCGAAAUGUAGUUAUAUGAAAAUGUGAAUGGACAGGAUACAGUGUUUAAUAUGUAAAAGUCUCGUAAUAUAUGUAUUUUAACGAAAUAAAGUGUCUUUUGCUAAGUUCAUAUUUAGUGUGUAUUCAUGAGGUAAUAAGCUCCAUAACUUAAAUGGUAAGAUCGUGUGUUUUAAAAUGAAGCGAUUGUCAUUGUAAAUCUUGUCGGAAAUCUUAUAGUAAUGUGUAAAGAUUAGUCUAUAAUGUUUUCAUCAGCUGGCCUGUAUUUCUUAAUUACUGGACAAUAAUAUUAACUUGAAAAGUUGUACAAAUUUUAGACUUCUGAGUUGAACAAAUUAUUAUUUUUCUGCAGCUCCUCAUCCUCAUUAGGAAUCUUGAUUGUUGCAUGAAUAAAUUUAUUGAUGAUAGGAAAUUAAACAGUAACUCACUGAAUAGAAUACUUUCUACAAUUUCAGUAAUGCUGCAACAUCUCAAUGUCUUUUGUAAAUUUGUAUUGUUUUUUCUAAGGAUUCAAAGUGUGGCUGUUGUGU